CAUGUGAUCAAGUAUGGAGGCGUCGGCGAUGGGUAGCGUCAUCUCGUGAAAACAGGGAGAGUUCAGAGAAACUGGAACAAAUAAUCACAUAGCAAGCAAGCACUUCUCCGUUGCACCUAGGUCGCUUCGAAUUCUGUGAAAUGAGGCCAACAUGGGAGCAAAGGAGUCACGGAUAGGAUUCCUCUCGUACGACGAGGCCGUUAAGAGAGUUACAGAUAUAGAACUGAAAAGGCUGAAAGAUGCAUUUAAGAGGACCUGUGGGCUGUCCUGUUACAUGAGUCAGCAAUGCUUCAUCAAGGAGGUACUUGGGGAUGUAGUUCCCCCAAAGGUUGCAGAGGUAAUCUACAGUUCUUUUGGCGGUACUUCAAAAGGGCUUCAUUUUAACAAUCUUAUUGUGGGACUAGUCUUAUUAACAAGAGGAAGAGAUGAAGAAAAACUUAAAUAUAUCUUCAGCCUUUUUGCCAGUGAGUCUGGCAGUUGUGUUGUCAGAGAGGAGAUGGAAAGCAUGCUGCAGGCUGUAGAUGGAGAGGUACCCCCAUCACUUAAAAAGUGCUUUUCUGAGGGAGAGAAGAUAAGUUAUGAGAAGUUCAAAGUCUGGCUACUGCAAAACAAAGAUGCUUUUGCAUUUUCUCGUUGGCUCCUGGUUGGUGGUGUUUGUGUCACCCUUACUGAUGACAGCGAUACCCCAACAUUUUAUCAGACGCUGGCUGGAGUUACACACUUAGAAGAGUCGGAUAUCAUUGACCUUGAAAAGCGCUACUGGCUGCUUAAAGCUCAGUCCAGAACUGGCCGUUUUGAUCUUGAAACCUUUAUACCUUUGGUUUCACCACCAAUUCACACCUCUUUAAGUGAAGGCCUUUUUAAUGCCUUUGAUGAGAAUCGGGACAAUCACAUUGACUUCAAAGAAAUUUCGUGUGGUCUGUCAGCAUGCUGUCGGGGUCCUUUGGCUGAAAGACAAAAGUUUUGCUUCAAGGUUUUUGAUACUGAUCGGGAUGGAGCUUUGUCUUGGAGUGAGCUUAUAGAAAUGGUUAUUGCACUAUUAGAAGUUUGGAAGGACAACCGCACUGACUCUAUUCCGGAAUUACAUUCAAGUGCAGCUGACAUUGUGAAAGACAUCUUGAAAAUGCAUGACACUACAAAGAUGGGACAUUUGACUCUUGAGGACUAUCAGAUCUGGAGUGUGAAAAGUGCAUUGGCCAAUGAGUUUCUUAAUCUUUUAUUUCAGGUGUGUCAUAUUGUACUGGGUUUAAGACCGGCUUCACCAGAAGAAGAGGGACAGAUUAUCAGAGGUUGGCUUGAAAGAGAAAACAGACAUGGCCUCCAGCCUGGGCAUAAUUGGUUUCUGAUUUCAAUGCAGUGGUGGCAACAGUGGAAAGACUAUGUUAAAUAUGAUAAUAUGCAAAUUAUAGUGGAACAACCUAGUGUCAUAAGUGGUGUAAAGUGCACAUUGCAACAGGAUGAAGAAAAAACAGGAAUUAUACAUUCGUACAGCUCUUCAGAAGAAAGGUUUUCUGACAAUAUUUCAAGUGCUUCUGAAGCUUCUGAGACUACAGGUAGCAGUCUUGUUUUGUCCAGCUCAGCAAGUACAGAUGUGUGUUUUCUCCGUCACCCUAACCCAUCAGAGAGUAAUAAUCAAUGUUUCUCUGGAGUCAAUGGAUAUAUAUUAUCACAGCUUGCUCCACAGAAACCAGGAGCCAUUGAUAACCAACCCCUUGUCACACAGGAGCCCUUAAAGGCACCCACUUUAACUCUUGAGGGAGGCAGGUUAAAACGUUCUCAUCCCCUGACGCAAGGAAGGGAUUACGAGAUUGUUCCUGAGGCUGUAUGGAGAGCUCUUUAUCACUGGUAUGGAGCAAACCUUAGUUUACCUAGGCCAGUAAUCAACCAAAGUGAUUCUGGUCUUGCCGAACUAGAACUUUUUCCACGAUACUUGCUUUUUCUUCGGCAGCAGCCUGUAACACGGACUCAGCAAUCCAACAUUUGGGUUAAUAUGGGUAUGAUGAGCCUGAGAAUGUUUCCUCAGCAUGUUCCAAGAGGCAACGUUCCUUCUCCAAAUGCACCUUUAAAACGCGUUCUUGCAUACACCGGCUGUUUUAGCCGAAUGCAAACAAUUAAAGAUAUCCAUGAUUAUCUGUCCCAGAGACUCAGAAUAAAAGAAGAGGAUAUGCGACUCUGGCUGUAUAAUAGUGAGAAUUAUCUUACUCUUCUUGAUGAUGAAGAUCACAUGCUGGAAUACUUAAAGAUUCAAGAUGAGCAACAAUUGGUAAUUGAAGUUCGUAACAAGGACAUGAGCUGGCCUGAAGAAAUGUCUUUUAUAGCAAACAGCAGCAAAAUGGAUCGACAUAAAGUACCUACUGAAAAGGGAGCCACUGGAUUAAGCAACUUGGGCAACACAUGCUUUAUGAACUCUAGUAUCCAAUGUGUUAGUAAUACUCAGCCCCUGACCCAAUAUUUUAUCUCAGGCAGACACCUUUAUGAGCUCAAUAGGACAAAUCCAAUUGGAAUGAGAGGCCAUAUGGCAAAAUGCUAUGGUGAUUUAGUUCAAGAGCUUUGGAGUGGAACACAAAAGAAUGUGGCCCCUUUAAAACUCAGGUGGACAAUAGCCAAAUAUGCACCAAGAUUUAAUGGAUUUCAGCAACAGGACUCUCAGGAACUUUUGGCAUUCUUAUUGGAUGGGCUGCACGAGGACCUUAAUCGAGUUCAUGACAAGCCAUAUGUUGAACUUAAGGAUAGCGAUGGACGACCUGACUGGGAGGUGGCUGCAGAGGCAUGGGAAAAUCAUCUUAGAAGGAACAAGUCCAUUGUGGUGGAUUUAUUUCAUGGACAGUUGAAAUCCCAGGUGAAAUGUAAAACGUGUGGGCACAUAAGUGCUCGGUUCGAUCCUUUCAACUUCCUGUCAUUGCCAUUACCAAUGGACAGUUACAUGCACUUGGAAAUAACAGUGAUUCAGUUAGAUGGGUCUACACCUGUACAGUAUGGUCUACGUUUAAACAUGGAUGAAAAAUACAUAGGGCUGAAGAGACAACUGAGUGAGCUGUGCAGUCUGAAACCAGAACAGAUCCUUUUAGCUGAGGUUCACGGUUCAAACAUUAAGAACUACCCCCAAGACAACCAAAAGGUUAGACUUUCUGUUAGUGGAUUUCUUUGUGCAUUUGAAAUCCCAGUCCCUGGAUCACCCACAUCAGUGUCAUCUCCUUUACAAACAGAGUUACCCUCUUUGGGGAGUGUGAAACCUGUGUUGUCUGCCAAUGGAAACCUGUACACGCCAAGCUUAAUCCCAAAUGGAAUGCCUAGCACUGUGGUGCCAUGUGGAACAGAUGAUAGUCCUGCCAAUAUAGUUCCUAACGGACAUAUCACUCCGCUUGCUGACAGUCCAUUUACUGGAUACAUAAUUGCAGUUCACAGAAAAAUGAUGCGAACAGAAUUGUAUUUCCUGUCAUCACAAAAAAAUCGCCCUAGUCUGUUUGGAAUGCCUCUCAUUGUGCCAUGUACUGUACAUACCAGAAAACGAGAUUUAUAUGAUGCUGUUUGGAUUCAAGUCUCAAGGCUAGCAAGCCCUCUCCCACCACAAGAAGCCAGCAACCAUGCCCAGGACUGUGAUGAUAGUAUGGGUUAUCAGUACCCAUUUACCCUAAGAGUUGUUCAGAAGGAUGGCAAUUCCUGUGCCUGGUGUCCUUGGUACAGGUUUUGCAGAGGCUGUAAAAUAGAUUGCACGGAGGACAGAGCAUGUGUUGGGAAUGCAUAUAUUGCCAUCGACUGGGAUCCAACUGCUCUUCAUUUGCGAUAUCAAACAUCACAAGAAAGGAUUGUAGAGAAACAUGAAAGUGUUGAACUAAGUAGACGUGCUCAAGCAGAGCCUAUCAAUCUGGACAGCUGCUUAAGAGCAUUCACAAAUGAGGAAGAAUUGGGUGAAGAUGAAAUGUAUUACUGUUCGAAAUGCAAGACUCAUCGCUUGGCCACGAAGAAACUGGACUUAUGGAGAUUACCGCCAAUACUGAUUGUGCAUUUAAAGCGCUUUCAAUUUGUGAAUGGUCGCUGGAUUAAGUCCCAAAAAAUUGUGAAGUUUCCUUGUGAAAACUUUGAUGCUAGUGCUUUUCUGGUCCCACGAGAUCUCAGUCAGUGUCAAGCUAACAAAGACUUCCCUCAGGUAGAUGAUCAAUGUAGGCCAAGAAAAUGGGCUGAAUCUACAGUGCAGUGUCCUGGAAGCAGUGACUUCAUUACAUCAUCCACAGCAGCUGUUAACAGCUGUGUGAAAGUCCCUCCCUCACCAGGACAAAAAGCUAAUAUAUCAACCAGCAAAAGUAGUAAUGUGUGCAGCAGUCCAAAAACUGUGGUGAAACCAAGAGGACGACUACGUUUGCCACAACUAGGAGGAAAGCACAAACUGUCUGCUAGUAAAGAAAACCUGGACUGUAGCAGGGAUGGAAGCCCAGAUCUUGGCCAAAAAGAUUCUUCAGACUGUGCUGUCAAUGCCAGCAAUAAAAACGGUAUUGCUGAAGGCAAUUCUGACUCAUCACUAGGAGACCUGUCAGCCAAAGACACUGAGGCAGUUUUGGUUAAUGGUACCCUGUCAGAAAAGGAACCAACUGACUCUAUUAACAGUAGCAGCAGUGAUGGACAUGCUGAAAACCAAGCUGAUGAAGACAGUAAUGACGACCAAAGAGAGGAAAUCUGUCUUAAACCUAUAUACAACUUAUAUGCAAUUUCAUGUCAUUCAGGAAUAUUGGGAGGUGGACAUUAUGUGACAUAUGCCAAAAACCCAAAUAACAAAUGGUACUGUUACAAUGACAGCAGCUGUAAGGAGGUACAUUCAGAUGAGAUUGACACAGAUUCUGCCUACAUUCUCUUCUAUGAGCAGCAAGGGGUGGACUAUGCACAGUUCCUGCCAAAGAUAGAUGGAAAGAAAAUGGCUGAUACUAGCAGUAUGGAUGAAGACUUUGAGUCCGAUUACAAAAAAUACUGUGUCCUCCAAUGAUGUUUUCUCUGUUUGCACAUGCAGACUUGUCUACAAAACUGUGCUAAACCACUGAAGCCUGUAGCAAAGGAAACCAUGUUUUACCAAUUAGUUCUGUACACUUUAAGCACAAGCUGUCUUUUUCAACGGCCACUGCAUCUUGGUACAUUAUAUGUGGAAUGUCAGUAUGACAGCUAACUAAACACACCAUUUACUGUCCAGCCAUUCAAUUUAAUGUGUCGAAAGCACUUUCAGGACAGCUGUAGUAGGAUUUUAAUCUUUUUGUGUUAAAGUAUGAUAGAAAAUACUGUGUCAUGCAAAAUGCUUUCCCGGCCAUGCCCGUUCCGAGUGUUUGGUUUUUAAACUACAGGCAUAAACAACAGACUUCUUUUUCAGUUUUUAAUAUUUUGGCAUUGCCAGCAGAAACUUUUAUAUGCUACCUCAGACAUUUCUUGCAGUGUACUUAUUUAAAGCUAACAGUAGCAUGCCCUAAGCUUACUUUCCCUAACCAUUGUGUGACAGUGGAGCCUUCAAAUGUACUUCCGUAUUACACAUCAUCUGAAAGAAAUGGAAACACUUUGAAUUCUGUACCGAGCCUUGGAAGAGUUAAGUGAUUGAUGGAUUAUUUCAAGUUUAUUUCAAGUUGCUUUUUCUUUCUUCUUUUUAUUUUAUUUUAAUGUGUGGGGUUAUGUGCAUUUACCAUGCAUCUGGAAAGGUUUCUAGUUUUCAUCUUUGCUUUUAUUUAUUUUCUUGGACAUUUUAAAUUAAAUAUUCUGUUUUAAUUUUUUCAUUUUUUGUGUUUGAAUUCCAGACCCCUUUUUUUUUAAUAAAAUCACCUUUCAUUUUCUCCCUUUCAAUGAAUGUUUGGAAAUUCUGGGCUUAAAUAUGCCUUUUACGUGAAAUACAUUUCUAUUUAUGUUCAAAGUACCUCUGGCCUCUUUGUUUUCCACCUUUAAAUGAUGAACAAACUUGUCACUGCUUGAUGAAUUGGUUUGCGAAAUAUUUCACAUUCAUGAGCCACUUUUCUGUUAUGGCCAUUGGGAAUAUGAAGUUGUAGGCUGAAUGUCAUUUUGUUCCGAGUGCUGAUUUUUGGCAAUAGCAAUAGUUCUGCCUUACAUGCAAGGAUAUUUAAGCUGGUAAGCCCAGAUUUCUAAACUGAUGAUCAAAAAUGCUGGAAAGUCACAUGAGGUUUAUAUAUAUAUAUAUAUAUAUAUAUAUAUAAAAAUUACAAUGAAUUGUAAUUCUCUGACAAUGUAGUUCCAAAACAUAAAUACCAUUUUCUUUAAUUGAAACCGUUUUAUUGUUUAAUACUUUUGUAAAAAGUAAAAACACAAACUGUAAAGUGUGUAUUAAUGAAAAAAUACACUACUGUCUACACUACCAUCUACUAGUACUAUUAAAUAUCAAGUAUACUUUUAAGUAUUGAUUGCCACAAGAUAUUUGAGAUAUCUCUUCUUUUGCCACAUGAGAUAUCAGUAAUGAAAGCCAUUGCUUGUCCUGCCGCCCUGAUCUGAUGUGGUAGUGCAGUCUUAUGUUCUUGCCUGUUAUUUACUUUGGUUAUUAAUUUUUAAGGAUUCCUAUGAAAUUUAUUAAAUUAAUUUUUAUUUUGUAAAUAUGUGUAAAAAAAAACUUCACAUUGCACUGACUAAUUUUUUUCUGUACAUAGAUGAUGUGUAAAUAAGUUAAUGAAAGUGAUGUAUUCAGAUAUUAUAUGUAAAAAUGUUCCAGUUAUUGUAUAGUGUGAUUUGUUCCUCUGUAACCAAUAUUCAGAAAACAAAUUAAAUAACAUUACUGCAAUUAUAAAAA
Messenger RNA from Polypterus senegalus (gray bichir), 6760 nucleotides. It is a transcript of the gene usp32, whose product is annotated as ubiquitin specific peptidase 32. Lineage: Eukaryota; Metazoa; Chordata; Cladistia; Polypteriformes; Polypteridae. The transcript has 34 exons. Gene Ontology annotation, biological process: protein deubiquitination. Gene Ontology annotation, cellular component: Golgi apparatus. Gene Ontology annotation, molecular function: calcium ion binding; cysteine-type deubiquitinase activity. The coding region runs from base 152 to 4975 and encodes 1607 amino acids. The record is from RefSeq and is a predicted model, not a curated record.